Messenger RNA from Podospora pseudocomata, 423 nucleotides. RefSeq lists its product as uncharacterized. The coding region runs from base 1 to 423 and encodes 140 amino acids. Lineage: Eukaryota; Fungi; Ascomycota; Sordariomycetes; Sordariales; Podosporaceae. The transcript has 2 exons. The record is from RefSeq and is a predicted model, not a curated record.
AUGAAGGUUGCCUUCAAGUUGGCUUUAGCUGCCCUGGUGGCAGCAGGCUGUCUUGCGCAAGAAAACAAUGCUGGAAAACCCACGGGACCUGCUGAAGGAAUCCCAGACGAUCUGAAGGAUCCCAAAGGCCCUACCCAUGGAAUCACCCCGGACAUGAAGGCUGCUAUUGUACACUUUGAGGGCGACACCUGUGAUGACAAGAAGAAACAAGACAUCAUGGAUGAAAUGCAACAUGCCGUGGACAUGGCCCUCCGCGCCCAAGAGUUUCUUACCGAGGGAAACUAUUAUGAUCACUUCUUCGCCAAAGGACUCAGGGAAAAAGAGGGCUUCGAAGACGAUAUCCGUGAAACCUAUCGCCGCAUAGCAGACUGCAAGUCAACCCUGGUUCCUAGCCCCUUAUUCUCCAUGUGCUCAAUGAUCUGA